Molecule: messenger RNA, 720 nt
Organism: Cylindrotheca closterium
Lineage: Eukaryota; Bacillariophyta; Bacillariophyceae; Bacillariales; Bacillariaceae
Source: the annotation of a GenBank genome assembly
AUGACCGGUGUUUGGGCACCACGCCCUUCCCAAGGUCCUCACAAGCUUCGUGAGUGUCUUCCCAUGUGCGUCAUCCUUCGUGACCGUCUAAAGUACGCUUUGACCGGAAAGGAAUGCCAACAAAUCUGCAUGGAACGUUGCGUCAAGGUCGAUGGAAAGGUCCGAACUGACCCCAACUACCCUGCUGGUUUCAUGGAUGUCAUUGAGCUUGAAAAAGCCAACGACCGCUUCCGUCUCUUGUUCGACAUUAAGGGACGAUAUGUCCUUCACCGUGUUGACAGAGAAGAAGCCCAAUACAAGCUUUGCAGAGUCAACAAGGUCUUUGUUGGACCCAACAAGGUUCCAUGCAUUGUCACCCACGAUGGACGCACCAUCCGAUACCCUGACCCUGAUGUCAAGGUCAACGAUAGUGUCAAGGUCUCCAUUGCCACUGGAAAGAUGAGCGACAUUUACAGCUUUGAUCUUGGUGCCUUGGUUAUGAUCACCAAGGGACACAAUUGUGGACGUGUUGGAACUUUGAUGCACAUUGAGAAGCACGAGGGAUCCUUUGCUAUUGUCACCAUCAAGGAUUCCAAAGGAAACGCUUUCGCAACCCGAUUGGGAAAUAUGUUCGUCAUUGGAUCUGGACAAAAGCCAUCCGUCACUCUUCCUAAGGGACGUGGUAUCAAGAAGACCAUCCUUGAAGAGCGUGGUGAAGCUGAAGCCGCUGGACGUCUUUAA